This is a messenger RNA of Trichosurus vulpecula (common brushtail), 747 nucleotides long. It is a transcript of the gene EMX2, whose product is annotated as empty spiracles homeobox 2. The coding region runs from base 1 to 747 and encodes 248 amino acids. The record is from RefSeq and is a predicted model, not a curated record. Gene Ontology annotation, molecular function: DNA-binding transcription factor activity, RNA polymerase II-specific; DNA binding. The transcript has 3 exons. Lineage: Eukaryota; Metazoa; Chordata; Mammalia; Diprotodontia; Phalangeridae. Gene Ontology annotation, biological process: brain development; neuron differentiation; regulation of DNA-templated transcription.
AUGUUCCAGCCGGCGCCCAAGCGCUGUUUCACCAUCGAGUCGCUGGUGGCCAAGGACAACCCCCUGCCCGCCUCGCGCUCCGAGGACCCCAUCCGCCCGGCGGCUCUCAGCUAUGCCAACUCCAGCCCCAUAAACCCCUUCCUCAACGGCUUCCACACGGCAGCCGGCAGGGGCGUCUACUCCAACCCGGACUUGGUGUUUGCAGAAGCCGUCUCCCACCCGCCCAAUCCCGCCGUGCCGGUCCACCCGGUGCCGCCGCCGCACGCCCUGGCUGCACACCCCCUGCCCUCCUCGCACUCGCCCCACCCCCUCUUCGCCUCGCAGCAGAGAGACCCAUCCACGUUCUACCCCUGGCUUAUCCACAGGUACCGAUAUCUGGGCCACAGAUUUCAAGGAAAUGAAACAAGCCCGGAAAGCUUCCUUUUGCACAAUGCCCUGGCCCGAAAGCCCAAGCGGAUCCGUACAGCCUUCUCCCCGUCCCAAUUACUGAGACUGGAACACGCCUUUGAGAAGAAUCACUACGUGGUGGGAGCGGAGAGGAAACAGCUGGCCCACAGCCUCAGCCUCACGGAAACUCAGGUAAAAGUAUGGUUUCAGAACAGAAGAACGAAGUUCAAACGUCAGAAACUAGAGGAAGAGGGUUCGGAUUCACAACAGAAGAAAAAAGGGACGCAUCAUAUUAACCGAUGGAGAAUCGCUACCAAACAGGCUAGUCCAGAGGAAAUAGACGUCACAUCAGACGAUUAA